This is a messenger RNA of Gracilinanus agilis (Agile Gracile Mouse Opossum), 1065 nucleotides long. It is a transcript of the gene CDK2AP1, whose product is annotated as cyclin dependent kinase 2 associated protein 1. The record is from RefSeq and is a predicted model, not a curated record. The coding region runs from base 22 to 285 and encodes 87 amino acids. NCBI's taxonomy places the organism in Eukaryota, Metazoa, Chordata, Mammalia, Didelphimorphia, Didelphidae. The transcript is spliced from 3 exons. Gene Ontology annotation, cellular component: nucleus; cytoplasm.
GUCCACUCUCCUUCCGCUAGCAUGGCGGCAUCUACCCAGUACCGACAGCUGAUCAAUGACUACGGACCCCCAUCUCUAGGCUAUACCCAGGGUACAGGGAGCAGCCAGGUACCCCAAAGCAAAUAUGCAGAACUUCUAGCUAUCAUCGAAGAACUAGGGAAAGAGAUCAGACCCACAUAUGCAGGGAGCAAAAGCGCCAUGGAGAGGCUGAAACGAGGCAUCAUUCAUGCUCGAGGAUUAGUCCGGGAAUGCCUGGCAGAGACUGAACGGAAUGCAAGAUCCUAGCCUCCCACUUCAUUUCCAAAGUUUUCCAUUUCUUUGUGAAGAAGAAAGAGUAACACUUAUUCCUCUGGUGACUUUCAAAACAUUCAUCUGAAUCCCAUAUUUUGAAUGUUCUAAAAGUUUCGGUUCUUUCCCCUUUUCUUCCUCCCAUCCCCAAGACACAGUCUAAGAAUAGAAGAAAAGACAACUUUGCAGUCAAGAUUUCCAUUAUAAGUAGUUAGAACAACCUAGGUUACUUUUUUUUUUUUUUUAAGCAUUGAGAUCCAGAAAAUGCAUGUAGACAAUUCUGCUUCUGUUCUUGCAAACUAUAGUUUACUGCCCUGCUAACUUGUCCAAAUCUUUGAUUUUCUUCCUUUGCGUACGCUUAAAACAUCACACAAAUUGUCGUUCUUUGCACCUUUUCCAGAAUCUCCAAUAACUCUUAAGGAUUUUUUCAUGAGUCAAUGCCAACUGCUUGUUCUUCCUGACAGUUUGGUAUCUCCUGGUUAGGGCUACACCGAUUGAGACCCUGCUUUAAAAAAAAGAACUUUUUGUUUUUUGGUAUGUGAGCAUUUGCAUGAUUGUUUGUGCUUUGAAUUUAAAUGCAUGAGUUAUAAAUACAGAGGACUGAGCAGCCUACUGAAAAAUUAAGAACCCAGAUAGUUACUUUUCAGACAAAGACUGUAGAUUUCAGGUCUUGAGUUUGCCAUAGAAUGACUAAAAAAAUCUGGAUAAAUGACUAAAACUGUUACGUGCAUCUUUGUAUUUAUUACUUGAUGUAAUAAAGCUUAUUUUCAUUAACAA